Mytilinidion resinicola is the source of this 1638-nucleotide messenger RNA. RefSeq names its product general substrate transporter. Gene Ontology annotation, cellular component: membrane. The record is from RefSeq and is a predicted model, not a curated record. Gene Ontology annotation, molecular function: myo-inositol:proton symporter activity. Gene Ontology annotation, biological process: transmembrane transport. Bases 1 to 1638 code for a protein of 545 amino acids. The transcript is spliced from 5 exons. Lineage: Eukaryota; Fungi; Ascomycota; Dothideomycetes; Mytilinidiales; Mytilinidiaceae.
AUGAUCGAUACGCCCGCGGAUGCACCGCUCCUGCACGAUUCCGAUGCCGACUCACACCGCUCCAGCCUCGACAGCUACGACAGCUCUGAUGCUGUGGAUGAGAGCGCGCUGGUCUCGCCUGGUAUAUUCAUAUGGGUGCUGACAUUCUGUGCUGGAGUGAGCGGGCUGUUGUUUGGAUAUGAUACUGGCGUCAUCUCCUCAACCCUAGUGAGUAUCGGCUCAGACCUCUCCUCCCGUUCCCUCACCACGCUGGACAAGAGUCUGAUCACGUCUGCUACGAGCUUGUUCGCCUUGAUUGCGAGCCCUCUCACGGGGGUGCUGGCAGACUCUUGGGGGCGCAAGAAGGUCAUACUGCUCGCGGAUAUACUUUUUGUUGUGGGCGCGCUGUGGCAGGCAUGGUCUGGGACAGUGUGGGGGAUGAUUGUUGGGAGGAGCAUAGUUGGGUUGGCGGUGGGCAGUGCGAGCUUUGUGGUGCCGUUGUAUAUAUCCGAACUCUCACCCUCUCCAUUUCGAGGCCGCCUCGUCACAGUCGCAAGUCUCUUCAUUACCGGCGGUCAAGUCGUUUCAUACAUCAUCGGCUGGCUCUUCUCCACGCACCCGCAUGGUUGGAGGUGGAUGGUGGGUCUCGGUGCUGCGCCGGCCACGAUCCAGUUUCUCAUAUUAGAAUUCAUGCCCGAAACACCCAGAUGGCUUGUUAAAGCAAAUCAGAAGGACCGCGCGAAGCAGGUCCUACUACGUGUGUAUGGUGGUGGCGAUGAGAUUAAACAGAUGGUAGACGCAGUGCUCAGACGAGUGGAGAAGGAGAUCAUGGAGGAAGAGGAGGCAGCAGGGGAGAGGUCGAACCCAGAAUUGCCCAAGACGGGCUGGAGGGGUAGGAUGGCCAAAGUAAACGACGGAUUCGCGCAAGUCGUGGCUGUUGGUGGGAACCGGAGAGCGUUGAUUAUAGCAUGCAUGCUUCAAGGAUUCCAGCAAUUGUGCGGAUUUAACUCCCUUAUGUACUUUUCCGCCACAAUCUUCGCACUCGUAGGCUUCCAGUCGCCGACGCUUACAUCCCUUUCAAUCGCAUUAACCAACUUUGCCUUCACCCUCGUGGCCUUCCACAGCAUCGACCGUAUUGGUCGGCGCAGGAUUUUGCUUUAUUCGGUCCCCAUUAUGGUCAUCGGUCUCGGCCUUUGCAGUGUAGCCUUCAACUUCGUGGACAUCCCUACACACGAGUCUUCCGUUGCUACAAGAGGGAUCGAUAACGCAGGAACACGAGCAUGGCCUCUGAUCAUCCUAAUCGCCAUGAUCGUGUAUGUCGCGGGAUACGCCAUUGGUAUGGGAAAUGUACCAUGGCAGCAGUCUGAGCUAUUCCCACUCUCCGUCCGCUCCAUCGGCUCCGGCCUCGCGACCGCCACAAACUGGGGCUCUAAUUUCCUCGUUGGCCUGACCUUUCUCCCAAUGAUGGACCUGUUCACGCCUAUGGGCACGUUCGCAGUGUAUACUGGGGUUUGCAUAGCAUGUUGGUUUACUGUGUGGCGAAUCUACCCCGAGACGUGUGGCCUGAGUCUUGAAGAAGUUGGUGGGCUGUUGAGGGAUGGGUGGGGCGUAGAGGAGAGCGUGAGGAAAGCUGGGGAGAGGAUGCGAGAGAGGAGAUGA